AUGGUGUCGGCCCCUCUGGUUCGGCCAGUCAUGGCGACCCAUUCUUCACAUCCCGCGAGGCUAUCACUCGUCCUCCUUCUCACGUCGCUCGCAGCCGUUUUAGUCGCCGCGCAGAGCUCCUACAGCAUUGCGGACACGCCUCCUCGCUCUGCCUCCGCCUCUCCGCCGCCAUCCGCCACUCCCCCGCUAUCCGCCUCUCCUCCGGCCUCCGUCCCUGCGCCUGCAAACACGUCUGCCUCGGCGCCGCUGCUUCUUCCGUCCGCCGCUGGCGGAGGCGGUCUGGGCGCCGAGGCCGGUGGGAAUGGAUCGGACACUCGCAGUAACGCAUCGUUCAUUAGCGGAAUACUGGAUGGCGAAUAUGGCAGGUACCUGCAGGGGGGGCUGACGGCGAACGUGUGGGGGCAGCCGCUGGUGACAUCACGGCGCAAUGCUGCCACCUUCCCUGCGAUCAACGCCCUUCUGCGCCAAACCAACAUCACCUCCGCUCAAGACCAGUCCACCAUCCCCCUCUCCAACACGGACACGCUGUACGCAGCAGCAUGGCUGGACCUCGCCGCGGGCCCUCUACUCCUCUCCCUGCCGCCCAUCCCCCAGCCGCGCUACUACAGCGCGCUGCUGCUCGACCCCUUCAGCGACGUGCUCGCCGUGUUCGGUGCCCGCACGCAUGGGGCCGGGCCGCUCGCUGUCACGGUGCAGUGGGAUGGGCAGGGGGAGGGACAGGGGGGAGAGGGGACCAACUCCAGUCAGGCAGGCGCAGCAGGGGAAGGAGGAGGGGAUGGGGAAGGGGGAGGGGGCGGGGGUGGGGGAGGCGGUGGUGGUGGGGGAGGAGGUGGAGGGGGAGGAGGUGGGGGAGGGGGAGGGGGAGGGGGAGGGGGAGGGGGAGGGGGAGGAGGAGGGGGAGGGGGAGGGGGAGGGGGAGGGGGAGGGGGAGGGGGAGGGGGUGGGGGUGGGGGAGGGGGAGGGGGUGGGGGAGGGGGAGGGGUAGAGUCGAGCAGCAGCGACACGGCGCGCACAAUGCUGAGCGUGAGCAGCAGGACUCGCAGUGUGUUUGUGAUCGUGCGUGUACUGGUUGCGGGGCCUGAUGACGUGGCAGCUGCCAGCAGCCUGCUGAGCAACGUCACUCUCACGCGCCCUGCCACCAACGCCCCCCCCACUCCCCUGCCGCCGCCCGACCUCUCUGAGCUGACGGGGCUGCCAGAUGGCAUGCAGCGAUUGGUGCUCAUCGACCGCACACUACAGGACAAUCCGCCCGUCCAGGACGAGGCUAACCUCGAAGCACUCAACCAGCUGGCAGCCAUAGGCAUAUCCUCCUCCUCGCCGCCCUUCUCCCCCGCGGCCCUCUCACCGCUGCAGAGCACAGCGCUCUCGCAGGCGUACACAGUGGCGAACGUGACGAUACAGGGCGCCUACACGCUCAUGCUGCUGGGCGUGAACCGCUCCGUGGUCGUCAACCGCUGGCUCGCUGACACGUCGCUGGGCUACUAUGGCGAUCGCUUUCUGUUCCGAGCAGCCUUCUCAUCCACAGGGGGCCUGGGGGCACUGCCAGCAGCGGAAUCCCUCUACUUCUUCACCUGGCAGGGGCCCUUGGGCCUGCGCUACGACGGCAGCACUGCCAACUACUCCCUGCACCUCUCUCCACCGCCCGUCACCGCGUGCGGCUUCUGGUCGCUGACAGUGUACGACGCCGAUGGGUUCCUUCCUGCAGGCGUGUGGCGGAGCAGCAUAGGGGAUCGCACCAAGGGGCUGGCUUACAACCCGGACGGCACACUCACUGUGCCUAUCCAGACAGCCGCGCCGGCCAAUGCAAGUGUGGGCGGCAACUGGCUGCCGACACCGAAUGCAACGUUUUCGGUGGUGCUGAGGGUGUAUUGUCCCGAGGAGAGUGUGCUGAAUGGGGAGUGGAGGCCUGAGGCCGUGCAGGUGGUGUGA
Molecule: messenger RNA, 1929 nt
Organism: Closterium sp. Naga37s-1
Lineage: Eukaryota; Viridiplantae; Streptophyta; Zygnematophyceae; Desmidiales; Closteriaceae
Source: the annotation of a GenBank genome assembly